Messenger RNA from Peronospora matthiolae, 1230 nucleotides. The record is from the annotation of a GenBank genome assembly. Lineage: Eukaryota; Oomycota; Peronosporomycetes; Peronosporales; Peronosporaceae.
AUGUUAAGCGCGACACGAGUGCAGCAACAGCUGACAACGCGCUGGUCGACUCUGCGCUAUCGAAUGGAAUACAACGGGUACUUGUCCAACCACUUGCUGCAUGGAGUUGUGGCGCUUUUCGAUCUUGGGGCUAGCGAGGAGAAGGUUGAAGCGUUUGCAAACAGUUACGCGACCAAGUUGGAAAAGACCGAGUCGACGAAUGUUCCUGGAAUUGAGCCUGACGCUUGCGAUACCAUUGCAGAAAACGAUGCAAAAUUGACGUGGGUACGCGCACGCGAGUUGCUUGGAAAGCGACAGAACUUUGAUGCACUGCUGUCGCUGUAUGCUGCUGAGGUCCAAGAGUCGGGAGUUGACGGAGCAGUGAAGAAACACUUGCCACAUCUAGUUGGUGGACUGGCGGGAGCGCUGCUGCACUCGAUCAUUCAGCUGGGGUACGCUUACCACAUUGGCGGGGAUCGUUUAGUGGCGGAAGGGUUGACGUACAUGCACUUUGCCUACUUGUCCUUUGACGAGCCGCCGCAAGUAAAUGGGGAGGAACGACUGGACAAGAAAACAUUGUCACGUGGAGAAGCGUUGCACCUUGUGCGACUCCUCAGCGGUAAUGAAGUGUUGCUGGGUGAGAUGCGUCGUAAACUUCAGGCAAAACCGCUCGCUGAUCUUGAAACGAGCGGCCUGCAGAAGCGGUUGAGCACAAUGUCGGGCGACCCGGAUCGAGGGAGCGCUACUGCGUUCCUCAUGAUUUGGGAAGUGAUCAACGGCUACGAUCUAUCGAAGAUGGACGGAAAACUUGCGCUUGACUUGGCAUUCUGGUUGUACUCGAUGAUUGAGCACAAUGACUUUGUUAUCUUGCACGCGGUGACAUCGGCGUGGGCUCUGCAGCAGGUGGAGCAUUUGCUGGAUCCGAAAGACCGUCAGCGCUCGUGGAAAGUGUGGCUUCACGUGGCGUUAUCGGCGUUCGUCACGAACAACUGUAAAGACGUGCUACAGUCGGACGUGUGUGAGCAGCAGCUGCCAGAACCGGAACCGUGGCGACAACUUGUCGCAAAAACACUGACGCUAGCAGAUGGAGGGCUACUGGAACGCGAUUUGGUGCACGUGUACAAGCUUGUGCAAGUCGCGCGUGAUCAUGCCGAGCGCAUGGAGAAUGUGUUCCUAACGGUUGAAGAGCGGGAUUUGAUUACCCGCAAGAGCGCUAUGAAGGUCAUUUCGUGUGAGUUCGGUCCGCUGUAG